Messenger RNA from Triticum aestivum (bread wheat), 1783 nucleotides. Its product is annotated as cell division cycle 20.2, cofactor of APC complex. The transcript has 5 exons. Gene Ontology annotation, molecular function: anaphase-promoting complex binding; ubiquitin ligase activator activity; protein binding. Gene Ontology annotation, biological process: anaphase-promoting complex-dependent catabolic process; positive regulation of ubiquitin protein ligase activity; positive regulation of anaphase-promoting complex-dependent catabolic process. Lineage: Eukaryota; Viridiplantae; Streptophyta; Magnoliopsida; Poales; Poaceae. Gene Ontology annotation, cellular component: anaphase-promoting complex. The coding region runs from base 319 to 1467 and encodes 382 amino acids. The record is from RefSeq and is a predicted model, not a curated record.
UCUUCUUCUUCGCCUCCCUCCUCCUCCAGUACUCUGCCGCCAAGCAAUCCACAUCCACCCGCCCCCAACGGAUCCAACGCUCGCAGGAACGCCGUCUCGAUCGCCAGCGAAGCUCUCCGGGAUCCGCCUCGCGCCCAACGCCCGUUUGGUUGCUGGUCCCUGUCUCGUUUCUUGAAUCUCGUCCGCGCGCGUGCUAGUCUCCAGGAUCUCGUUUCUUGAAUCGAUUUGGCUUACGGUUUCUCGUCGAUUUCCGCGUCGAAUUGAAUUGCUCUGUAUGUCUUGAAUCUUGUUCGCAUCGAUUGUUUCUUGCUGUUCUUGAUGACUCUGACCGACAUGACAUCACCAGAGAGGAGCAGCGGGGGAUGUGCGUCAUCGUGGCCGCCGCUCCAGGAGGCCGGCUCCAGCCCCUACAUGUCGUCGCUCUGCUCGCCGUCCGGCAUCCCCGCCGUCAAGCGAUAUGGCGACAGGUUCAUCCCCAACAGGUCCGCGAUGGACAUGGACAUGACGCACUACCUUCUGACGGAGCCGAGGAAGGACAAGGAGAACGCGGCGACACCGUCGCCGGCCAGGGAGGCGUACCGGAGGUUGCUACCUAAGAAGCUGUUUAACAACCACACCAGGAUCCUCGCUUUCCAGAACAGGCUGCCUGAGCCUGCCAACAACUUCCUCGCAGAGCUGCGUGCCGAUGCGGCUUCCAUCCAGGACAAACCGGCGAAGCAGCGUCGAUACAUCCCUCAGUCCCCAGAGAGGAUGCUGGAUGCGCCAGGCCUCGUUGAUGAUUACUGCCUUAACCUGCUGGACUGGGGGAGCGCCAAUGUGCUGUCGAUUGCACUGGGCAACACGGUAUACCUUUGGGACGCCUCAAGUGGCUCGACGUCUGAGCUCGUUACCGUUGAUGAGGACGAUGGCCCUGUCACUAGUGUUAGCUGGGCUCCUGAUGGCCGCCACAUUGCUAUUGGCCUCGACUCCUCAGCUGUCCAGCUCUGGGAUUCCACCUCUAACCGACUGCGGAGAAUGCUGCAAGGUGUGCAUGAGUCGAGAGUUGGUUCACUGGCAUGGAACAACAACAUCCUGACCGCUGGUGAUAUGGACGGCAAGAUUGUGAACAAUGAUAUGAGGAUUAGGAACCAUGCCGUGCAGACAUACCAUGGGCACCACCAGGAGGUGUGUGGACUUACGUGGUCAGGAUCAGGGAAGAGGUUGGCCAGUGGUGGGAACGACAGCCUCCUCCACAUAUGGGAUGUGUCUAUGGCAUCGUCUGCACAAUCUACAGGUCGCACCCAAUGGUUACACAGGCUUGACGACAACUUGGCUGCCGUGAAGGGGCUUGCAUGGUGCCCAUUUCAGAGCAACCUGCUGGCAUCCGGCGGUGGCGUAGGUGACAGAUGCAUCAAGUUUUGGAACACACACAUUGGCGCAUGCCUUAACUCUGUUGACACUGGGUCACAAGUGUGUGCACUGCUCUAGAACAAGAAUGACAGAGAGCUGUUGAGCUCGCAUGGUUUCACGCAGAAUCAGCUCGCCCUAUGGAAGUACCCGUCGAUGGUUAAGAUGGCUGAACUCAAUGGCCAUGCUUACCCUGUCCUCUACAUGGCCCAGAGCCCUGAUUGUUAACAUGUAUUGUAUAAACUCAUGUAUGUGUACUCUAGUCCGCUCCUGAUCUUUAGGAUCUGAGCCCUCGCCCAGGCCUGCGUGCCACCUAGUUCGGGCUCCCUUGUAACUUCUUGUAUAAAUUGUACAGUCCGCAUCCAAGGCAAUACACAGAGCAAAUUCUAUCGCCUAA